AUGCCUACAGAAUUUGAAAACGCUUGGCAAAAUCUACUUGACAAAUACAAUCUGCACGAUGAUCCCAUGAUGUUGCAGCUCUGGGAAAUCAGGGAGGAGUGGAUCUCAGCCUAUUUCAAGAACGUCUUCUGCGCAAGAAUGACAUCUACUCAGCGCUCAGAAAGCAUGAAUGCAUCCCUAAAGCGUAGUCUGUUAAAUGAGAAGCUCAGUCUGAACCGUUUUGCAGAACAAGUUACCAAACUAAUAUUCCAAAGGAGACAGGCAGAAAAUUUAAAGUCAUAUGCAAUACAGUCAAAAACAAAUAAGAGAACCCAUUAUGGAUUUGAGCAUCAAUUCCAGCAACUUUAUACGAAGACUGUUUUCAAAGAGUUGCAGGCUCUGCUGAAGAAAAGCACACUCUUCCGCAUAAAACCAAACCCAGACUACCCUGAACUUGAUGAGUACAAUUAUCUGGUGACCUAUCACCAACCAACGACCGACUUUUCUUGGUCAAACCAUCAGUUCAGAGUACUUGCAGAUCCUAUUGGAUGCGAAUACAGGUGCGAGUGUCUGCUAUGGGAACACACAGGACUGUUCUGCCUACAUGUUUUAUGCCUGCUGGACCACCUGAGGGUUGAUAGCAUUCCACUCAGUUACAUACUAAGGAGGUACACUAAUGGAGCGCGACAUAGAGGAACUUUUGAUAGGAGAGAUUACAAGACACAAGCUUCUGAUGGAACCUCGUAUCUGUACCAGCAGAAUGAAGUACUACAGCUGGCUAUGAAAGUUGUUAGGAAAGCAACAUGCUCAGAAGAACAGCGGGCAAGAGAAAAAGUUGGUCUGCAGUCACUGUAUGACGAACUUGAUGCAAUGGGUUCGUCAACACCAGAUAAUGAUGAAGAUGGUUCAGGCCAGUGCCCAGAUAUUGAUGAGUUUGAGCCUGAAGAAACUCACUUUUGGACAGAAAACCAACAGACAUAUCCUGAUUGUCCUAACCAGCAAGAUGAUCAGCCUGACAACGAUGGUAACAGUAUGCCGCAGAGGGUUAUACUACCACCACCUAAGUCCAAAACUAAAGGAAGCAGGAAUAAAGAACCUGGUGGCUCUAAACCUCCAGGAGCUAUGAAGAAAAAGGUGCAGAAGACUGUGAAGAGGGAAGGGAAGAACACUUGCAGGGAUACAGAGGAGGAUUAA
Molecule: messenger RNA, 1173 nt
Organism: Lolium perenne
Lineage: Eukaryota; Viridiplantae; Streptophyta; Magnoliopsida; Poales; Poaceae
Source: RefSeq, a predicted model, not a curated record